This is a messenger RNA of Didymodactylos carnosus, 441 nucleotides long. The record is from the annotation of a GenBank genome assembly. NCBI's taxonomy places the organism in Eukaryota, Metazoa, Rotifera, Eurotatoria, Philodinida, Philodinidae.
AUGGUCAAGCGAGCACAAAAAAUAUUUGUUUCACAAAUUGUUACAGGUAAUUUAUGGUUAUCUAUUAUCAUAGCUGUACCAACUGUCACUGUUCUUUAUUUACUCACGAAUAUAUCCUAUUUUACAGUAAUGACAAAAGCAGCCCUGUUAAGCUCAAAUGCGGUGGCGGUGACGUGGGGUGAAUCUGUGUUGGGACCAGUUGUUCGUGCUUUACCGAUACUUAUUUCUAUAAGCGCAUUAGGUUCUUUAAAUGGAGGUCUUUAUACAGGUGGCAGAUAUUCAAUGGUUGGCGCGAGAUAUGGGUAUUUACCAGAAGUGUUUUCAUGUAUUCAAAACGCCCGUAAAACUCCUUUACCUGGAAUUGUACUUGAAGUGAAGCAAAUCCAAAUAUUUUUUCAAACAUUUUUCGAUUUACGAUUUUCCGAUGUUAACAUUGAUUGA